Molecule: messenger RNA, 899 nt
Organism: Aspergillus pseudotamarii
Lineage: Eukaryota; Fungi; Ascomycota; Eurotiomycetes; Eurotiales; Aspergillaceae
Exons: 1
Coding region: 290-754 (154 amino acids)
Source: RefSeq, a predicted model, not a curated record
AAGGACCUCUUAUGAGAUGGCCAAGGCGUACUUCAAGCGCCAGGAGGUCGCCUAAUAAAUGUGUCUUUUUCCCCACUGGCCCGAUCGCAUGGAUUCGACUUCCACAUUACCCAUCAUAAAUCUCCGUCCUGGGGCCUCGUGUAAGGCCUCCCGCGACCAACAGAACAAUGAUCAAAACAACUUAAAAUAAAUUUUCUCUAAAAAAAAACUAUAAUAAGAAGGCCGGUUGAUAGCGGCCACGUGUCACGUGCGAAGGGCGGAAAUGCGACACAGAGGAGAAUUCUAAGCCAUGUUGCGGGCAGAGUUCCCUGGCGUGGGUGGCGGCGUUCAUACUCUCGAUUCUCUUUGUUACCUCUCUAUGCUGAUUCUUCUGCUCUCACGCGUGCGCUCCGUUUCUCCCAUUACCGGUUUUUUCGGAUGUACACGAAAUGUCCAAGACAUUCGGAGGCGGAAAAUUCUGGCUGGAACCACAGCGGAUGAGGCGGAGCGAGGACGUCUUACCCUUUCUUCGGUACCUCUUUUCACCUUUGGUCAUCAGGUUUCAUUUUCGUGGUUGGUCAUGGUUGAUAUACACCUUGUGGGACGGAUUGUGUCGGGAAAAGUGCGAGAGCUUUUCUUGGAUCGCCCUAUGUAUGCUAUAUUUGUACCGGCGUUGACACGCAAGGGAAGUGUUUCUGGAGGCUUUGUUCCUUUUCUCUUAUGGUUCUAUUUUCUUCAUUUGAUUGACUUCCGAAUCUUGGAAUAUUUCUUCUGAUAUAUUACGCAUUUGGAACCCAUGUAUACAUAGACGGGAUAUGAUAUGGCAGGCAGUUACUUGAGUUAGUACACCAGCCAAGCUGAGCUGGCGCAGAUAUCCAUUUUCGUUAAUAUAAAGGAUUGACACUCGACUCCACUCUGGG